AUGGCUCACAACACCAACCAGGCUUGCUGCACCAUCCCCCCCGUCAAGUCGGACUACUCGCCCAAGGGCACGAUUGAAAAGAUUGGCGGCCUGGACUCCUACGUCGUCGGUCCUAAGGAUGCCAAAAAGGCGAUUGUCGUGGUGUACGACAUCUUCGGCUUCCACAACGCUACAAAGCAGGGUGCCGACCUGCUCGCCGACGCCACCAAGGCCCGCGUUGUCAUGCCCGACUUCUUCCGCGGCAAGCCCUACCCGCAGGAACAGUACCCUCCCAACACGGACGAGAAGAAGGCGGCCUUCCAGAACUUCUUCGGCAACGCCGGUGACUUCAGCGCGCGCAAGCCUGACCUCGAGGCUGUCGCCGAGGAGCUCAAGAAGGAUGGCGCGGCCAAGCUGGGUGUCUCUGGCUACUGCUGGGGCGGCAAGCUCGCGGUUCUCGCCGGUGGCGAAGGCACCAAGUUCACCUCGGUCGCCCAGGUGCACCCUGCCAUGGUCGACCCCAAAGAUGCUGAAAAGCUGACGGUCCCUAUUGCCAGCUUCCCGUCCAAGGACGAGCCCAAGGAGCAAGUGGACAAGUUCCAGGAAGUCGUGCAGCAGAAGCCGUUCGCCAAGGACAGCGUGUACAAGCUCUACCCCGACAGUCACCACGGUUGGGCCGCUGCUCGUGCUGACCUCAGCGACGAGGGCAACCUCAAGAACUUCCAGGACGUGUACCAGCGUUUGGCCGACUUCUUCAACAAGACCCUUGCUUGA
Molecule: messenger RNA, 753 nt
Organism: Sporisorium graminicola
Lineage: Eukaryota; Fungi; Basidiomycota; Ustilaginomycetes; Ustilaginales; Ustilaginaceae
Exons: 2
Coding region: 1-753 (250 amino acids)
Molecular function (GO): hydrolase activity
Source: RefSeq, a predicted model, not a curated record